This is a messenger RNA of Anneissia japonica, 663 nucleotides long. RefSeq names its product glycoprotein gp100-like. Bases 1 to 663 code for a protein of 220 amino acids. The transcript has a single exon. The record is from RefSeq and is a predicted model, not a curated record. NCBI's taxonomy places the organism in Eukaryota, Metazoa, Echinodermata, Crinoidea, Comatulida, Comatulidae.
AUGAACGGGCCCAAUGAGACGUUUGUUGGCCUUGAAAAGGCUUUAAGAGAAUCCAGCCGCGAACACAUGGAGCAGCAGCAGAAAAUGCAGGAGGAGAUGUUCAGGUGGGAGGAGCGGAAUGAGCAAAAGGCUCAUGAGCGCCAGUUAGAACUUUUGCAAGUGAUCUCGAACAUGUUUAGGCCUGCAAACCCACCAGCAUCUACAGCACAGACUCAAGACAACAGCAAUUAUACAAUGCUACCUCCACUAUCAUCAUCAUCUGGUAGCACACAACCGCCUUCGUCUUUUCAUAACCAGUACUGUUUUUCCCCGACUGCCACAAUUCCACCGCCUGCAUCAUCACCACUGCCUUUUACCAGAACACCAGCUUCAAGUCGCCCAUCGUCAUCUCAAAGCCAAUUCAACACGUAUUCCACUAUCACACCGUCAACCCAGCCAGGCACACUACGUCUACGUAACAAUGCCAUUCCACCCCCUUCAUCAUCACCACUGCCUUUUACCAGAACACCAGCUUCAACUCGCCCAUCAUCAUCUUCUGAAAGUAGAUUCAACAUGCAACCCACGAUCUUGCCGUCACCCCAGCCUGGCACAACACUGCGUCAACAUAAUACCCCACAGGAUAAUGGGAAAAAGGGCAUACACCAGCCAUGGUUUCAACUGUGA